UUCACCUUCGUUUUCCGACAAGAACUUCUUAAUUUUCCAGAGAAAGGAUUUUUUUUUCUUUUUGUUCAAAUCGAAGUUUCGUUCCUGUGAUCAACGACACUAUCAUUCAACCGUUGUCGGAGCUCCACCGUUCUCUUUUAUCUUUUCAGUUUCCGGCGAUCUUUACUAGUCUCCAGUCGUGACUCCACCGGUUACUAGAAUUUCAGACAAAAAAAAGAGGAAGUGAUUCUGUUUUGACAUACACCAAUUCCCGGUUUCGUCAAAUCAUCAGUCUAAUUUAUUCCGGCGAACUGGAAUCGACUUCACCGGCGACUUUCUUAUCUUACCGGAAAUGAAGUUUAUGGAAUUAGGGUUUCGGCCUGACACAUUCUACACUGUGGAAGCAGUAAGGUCUGUAUCUUCUGAUUUACAAAAUGAUCUUAUAAUCCAAGUCAAAUCCACUAAAUACCUUCUUCACAAGUUUCCAAUGUUAUCAAAAUGCUUGCGUUUAAAGAACUUAGUCUCAUCACAAUCACAAGAACCCGAAACCUCACAAGACCAGAAAGUGAUCCAACUCCUUGACUUCCCAGGCGAAACAGAGGCUUUUGAGCUCUGUGCUAAGUUCUGUUACGGCAUCACUAUCACUCUCAGCGCUCACAACGUAGUCUCCGUACGCUGUGCAGCUGAGUAUCUCGGCAUGACCGAAGAAGUCGAGCCUGGAGAGACAGAGAAUCUCGUCCAAAGACUCGAGCAUUUCUUGACUUCUUGCGUCUUCAAGAGCUGGAGAGACUCUUUCAUCGCUCUUCAGACCACGAAGGCUUUACCUUCGUGGUCUGAAGAUCUUGGCAUCACUAGCCGUUGCAUCGAGGCGAUUGCAAACGGUGUGAAUGCCUCUCCUAAUGAUGAUUUUUCUAACCAAAUGGAGACGGGUUUGUCGAGAAACCGGUCGAGGAGAAGAAGGGAUGAGAGUUUGUGUAAUGGUAAGGCAGAGAACUCACGUUGGUGGGGUGAAGAUUUAGCUGAUUUGGAUUUAGAUCUUUACAAGAGAACAAUGAUGGCGAUAACAAACAAGAACGUGUCUCCGAGAUUAAUCGGUAAUGCUCUUAGAAUCUAUGCAUCUAAAUGGUUACCAAACAUUGAAGAAUGUUCACCGGUUUUGGAAUCGGUUAUCUCCCUUCUACCAACGGAAAGAUCAGCUGUUCCUUGUAGCUUCUUGCUUCAGCUACUUAAAACGGUUAACGUUAUGAACGUUUCGCCUACUUCGAAGAUGGAACUCGCGGUAAAAGCCGGGAACCAACUUGAUAAGGCAACGGUAAGCGAGCUGUUGAUACCUUUGUCGGAUAAGUCAGGUAUGUUAUACGAUGUGGAUGUUGUGACGAUGAUGGUGAAGCAGUUUCUGUCUCAGAUUAGACCAAUAAGAGCACAACACAGAAGGUCUCGUUCAGAAGAAGAGAUACAAGAGAUCAGAGAAUCUCUGUCUUCUUCUUCUUCUCCUCCACUGUUGGUUAAAGUAGCGAAGCUUGUUGAUUCUUAUCUUCAAGAGGUUGCUAGAGAUGUGAACUUAACCGUGUCGAAUUUCGUUGAGUUGGCUGAAUCUAUACCGGAUGUUUCAAGGAUUAGUCACGAUGAUUUGUACAAAGCGAUUGAUAUCUAUCUUCAGGUUCAUCAGAAGAUUGAUAAGACUGAGAGAAAGAGGUUAUGCAGAAUCUUGGACUGCAAGAAACUAUCAGUAGAAGCAAGCAAGAGCGCUGCACAGAACCAGCUGCUUCCAUUGAGAGUAAUUGUGCAAAUCCUCUUUGUUGAGCAAGCACGAGCCGCGAUAGCUACAACUACAAACAAUAUCACCAAGAAUGAAACAACAGUUUUGAGAAGAAGUUUUACAACAAGAAGAGAAGAAGAAGAAGAAGAUGAUGGUGUAGAAAGAGUUGAAAUUAAACCUAAUGGAGGAUUUCAUAGCACUCCUUCAAGGUUUAUGGCUUUAUGUACAAUGCCGAGGCAACCUAAGAAGAUGUUUUGUAAGUUGUUGUCGAUCAGUAGGAGUUUAAGCCAACGGAUUUAAAAAGAUGGUGGGAGAUUUUUUUUGUUCGACUGGUUUCUUGUGCCUGAAGUCAAGUGUUUUUCAUUGUCUAUUUGAAGCUUUUUGAUUUCUGGAAAAUUCAUUUCUCAUACCAAAUUGUAUGACCGAAUAAUAAAGAAAUGUGUACAUCUUUUUAUUAAUUAAAAGAGAGAAAUAUUUG
Molecule: messenger RNA, 2216 nt
Organism: Eruca vesicaria subsp. sativa (arugula)
Lineage: Eukaryota; Viridiplantae; Streptophyta; Magnoliopsida; Brassicales; Brassicaceae
Source: the annotation of a GenBank genome assembly